This is a messenger RNA of Cercospora beticola, 687 nucleotides long. RefSeq lists its product as uncharacterized. The record is from RefSeq and is a predicted model, not a curated record. NCBI's taxonomy places the organism in Eukaryota, Fungi, Ascomycota, Dothideomycetes, Mycosphaerellales, Mycosphaerellaceae.
AUGGCACGAAAGCACAGAGGUCGUCGAUCUGGCCACUCCAAGAAGGUUGCAGGUGUUGAGCACGAUCUCGCAGACAUGAAGAUCACAGACACGGCAUCCCAGAAUGACACAGCCGGUCGUGUUGGUGCUCCCGAAGCGACGAAGGACUCUGACACUGGCGCAAACGAAGACAAACCCUUCCGCCUUCUUGCCUUGCCUGACGAGCUGAUUGUUCGCAUCGUCGAGUACGCCGUCGUCAUGAGCUCUCACAAGCAUCCAAUCAAGAUCCGCGCCAUCAACAUCGACGAGCCUCAUUUCUGGUGGGCAUACCCAACGCUCGGAGUCAGAAUCGACCCAGAAAAGUCCAAAGACUUGCUUCAACCACCGGUCACUAGGAUUUGUCGCCUUUUGCGUGACGAAGGUCUCAAAGCCUUCUACGAGCAGAACCACUUCUUGGACCGCAUCAAGGGCAUCACGAAUUUGUUCGUUGAAUGGGACCCACGCGAUGGGGAUUUCGACAAGGAAAUGGCUUGGUUGCGUAUCGUGGAGGCUAAAGUCAGCUUGAAGACAAAGACUUUCGUGCGUCUUGUCAAAGCACCAAAGGGCAAGAAGCCACGCUAUCAGGUUGCGUAUGGGCAGCCCAAGAAGGGUGGAUAUGCGGAGAAGGGUGCUGGUCAGUGGAUCGAGGUGGUGAAGAAUAAGAAGUAG